This is a messenger RNA of Hermetia illucens (black soldier fly), 1655 nucleotides long. RefSeq names its product ATP-dependent (S)-NAD(P)H-hydrate dehydratase (gene Naxd). The coding region runs from base 25 to 1137 and encodes 370 amino acids. Gene Ontology annotation, molecular function: ATP-dependent NAD(P)H-hydrate dehydratase activity. The transcript has 2 exons. The record is from RefSeq and is a predicted model, not a curated record. Gene Ontology annotation, biological process: metabolite repair. NCBI's taxonomy places the organism in Eukaryota, Metazoa, Arthropoda, Insecta, Diptera, Stratiomyidae.
CGACUACACUGGUGACCUGCAGAAAUGUCAAAUCGACUGAUAUCAACUUUGCUCUCGCCCUUGCCCACAAUUUUCGUACCGUGCACUGUAAAGCGCCUUUGUCAGCCGGACAUUUUCGCCACAAGCCGUCGAUUAGUGUCAACAAGUGGUCGGAAAAUGGCCCUGCAGGAAAUGAUCGACAAAAAGAACCAACAGGAAAUCACAAAGAUGUUUACGCGUAUCAAAAAGACCAUCCCCCGGUUCGCGGACGAACGACACAAAGGCCAGAGCGGUCGAAUUGGGGUGGUCGGAGGCUCGCUUGAGUACACAGGCGCCCCGUACUUUGCUGCCAUCAGUGCCCUUCGAACCGGAGCGGACCUAGUGCAUGUGUUUUGCAUGACGACGGCGGCUCCAAUCAUCAAAUCUUACAGUCCCGAGCUUAUAGUGCACCCGCUGCUGGACGAUCCGAAAGCAAUAGACAAGAUUGAGCCGUGGCUGGACCGGUUGCACUGCCUAGUCUUCGGUCCCGGCCUGGGUCGCGACGUCCACAUCGAGCGGACAGUGAUCCAAAUGAUGACCUACGCUCGGCGCAACAACAAACCCAUGAUCCUGGACGCCGACGCGCUCUCCAUAGUCGCCCAGAACACCGAACUCAUCAAAAACUACGACAAAGUCAUCCUAACACCAAAUGCCAUGGAAUUCGCUCGUCUGUUCGGCACUCAGCGCGAAAACAUCCCCCGGCGCCUUAAAAUCUUCGGCAAUGGCCCAUUCAUCCUGGAAAAGGGCCGCAACGACAAAAUCCACAACGUACGGACCACCGAGAAGUACGAAUGCCCUCGCGGUGGAUCGGGUAGACGCUGCGGCGGACAAGGUGACCUCCUCUGCGGUUCGCUGUCGACGUUUUUCUUCUGGGCUCUGGAAGCGAAGGAAGAAAAGAACCCGGGCCUGGUUGCCUCUUACGCCGCUAGUUUUCUAGUCAAGGAAUGUAACUCAAGAGCAUUCGCCAAGUACGGUCGUGGACUGACGGCGAGCGACAUGAUCCAAGAAAUCACCGGCGUGUUCCAGGACUACUACGAGCUCACGGAGGAGGACCUGGCCGAGGAGAAGGCAGCCGAACAGCAGGCUCGGAUCGAUCGAAUCGGGCCGAAUAUUCCAUGAGAAUAGCCUGCCGACGAGGCGGGUCGUUGAAUUCAAUCAAUCGCAGCAAAGCGGUCCUGUUGAUGGUGUUUUAUUAUUCCUAAGUGUAGUCAAGCUCUUUUGUCGGUGGAACGCCCUUUCUUCCACUGUGCUCCACUCUCCUACUAUAUUGUGAUGUCUUUAUACGCGUAAGCGGCGGGUGGCCACCGCAAGGCAAGCGAUCCCCUUUUAUAUCGAGUGUCUACCUCGUUUUUAGCAUUUAUUAGUAACGUUGGAGCGUCUGAUUUCAAAAUUUACCAAUCGAUGUGUGACGAGUCAAUGUGGCGAACCUUUUUCGGCAACUAACUCUACAAUUUUACUCUAGAAGUGCAUUUAAUGGUGUUUUCGAGGCGACGCGAUCCGUCGCUAGCAUACAAAAGCUAUUUCUAACGUAAUUGUAAGUUUUCCAGUCAAAAACUUUGAAUUGUAUUUACAGAAGAAGGUGUUAUGGAUGUGUCGGUUUUGAGGACUCGAAUAAAAGCGAGAAUAAUGUUUAUAAA